CCAACAAUGUCACCCAACAGCACCAACGGCGUUCACUCGAUAUCUCGACCCCUCAAUCCAGGUAUCUACGCCCCUAUUCCUUCCUUCUUCCUCCCAGGAAGCGAAGAUCUUGACAUUCCAUCGUUCAAAACCCAUGUCGUCCGCAUCGCAUCUGUGGGGGUCGGGCCCCUUAUCGCUGGUUCGAUGGGAGAGGCAAUCCAUCUGUCGCAUGUUGAGCGUGUGCAAUUGAUCCAGGAGGCACGUAAAGCAUUGGACGAAGCGGGUCUUGUGAACGUGCCCCUUAUUGCUGGGACUGGUGCUGGGAGUACCAGAGAAACUAUCCAACUCACCAAUGAGGCAGCAGAAGCUGGGGCGGAUUACGCCAUUGUUAUUGCGAGUGGGUACUUUGCCGGCGCGUUGGCGGGCAAUCGUGAAGCGCUCCGAGCGUUUUGGGUAGAAGUUUCAAAAACGAGUCCAAUUCCAGUCAUGAUUUACAACUAUCCUGGAGCAAGCGGGGGCAUAGAUGUGGAUUCUGAUCUUAUCACUGAACUUGCCACCAGCUGUCCCAACAUUUGUGGAGUGAAACUCACAUGCGGCAAUGUUGGUAAACUGACGAGAAUUGCGAACGUUGUGUGCGACGCGAGUUUUGCAUCGGCGUAUCCUCGCAAGGAUCCCCAAGCACCUUUCCUUGUUUUGGGCGGGUUCAUAGACUUUCUGGUUCCGUCGAGUUACGUGAACGCACAUGGUGCUAUCACUGGUCUGGGGAACGUUGCACCGCAUGCGAUUGCGAAGCUCUUUGCGCUUACGGAAGCGUCGAGGCAAGAUGCAACCCUGCUUCCCGAAGCGCUACGAUUGCAAGGAAUCAUUGCGCGUGCAGACUUUACGAUUGCGAAGGCAUCGAUUGCGGGAACGAAAUAUCUUCUAGAGAAGUUGUAUGGGUACGGUGGAGUUCCACGGAAACCUCUUGUUGGGAUUGAUGAUCGUGCGGGACAAGCGCUGUGGCAUCACCCGCACACACAAGCGCUUAUUGAACUUGAGAGGAUUGUAUCACAUGACCAUAAACUUACAUAAACCUGUAUCAUGCUAUAUCUCUCGGAGUCACUCAAGAGUCACUUUCA
Messenger RNA from Laccaria bicolor S238N-H82, 1097 nucleotides. RefSeq lists its product as uncharacterized. The transcript is spliced from 5 exons. NCBI's taxonomy places the organism in Eukaryota, Fungi, Basidiomycota, Agaricomycetes, Agaricales, Hydnangiaceae. Bases 7 to 1050 code for a protein of 347 amino acids. Gene Ontology annotation, molecular function: 4-hydroxy-tetrahydrodipicolinate synthase activity. The record is from RefSeq and is a predicted model, not a curated record.